GAAUUCGACAAGAGCAGGAUGUAUACAUACGUCUUAUUGAUUCCGUCACUAAACAGGCAAUUGUGUACGAAGGACAAGAUAAAAACCCGGAGAUGUGCCGUGUCUUGCUCACUCAUGAAGUGAUGUGCAGCCGGUGUUGUGAGAAGAAAAGCUGCGGUAAUCGUAACGAAACCCCUUCAGAUCCGGUAAUAAUUGACAGAUUUUUCCUCAAAUUCUUCAUGAAGUGCAAUCAAAAUUGUCUCAAGAACGCCGGUAACCCAAGAGACAUGAGGAGAUUUCAGGUAGCCAUCUCCACCUCCACCGCUGUUGACGGGCCGUUGUUAGCCGUCUCUGACAACAUGUUUGUACAUAAUAACUCCAAGCACGGCCGACGAGCCAGGAGAUUGGAUCCUACAGAAGGAGCUACACCCUGCAUCAAGGCUAUUUGUCCCAGUGAAGGUUGGACAACCGGUGGUACAACGGUCAUCCUCAUCGGAGAUAACUUCUUUGAUGGCCUUCAAGUUGUCUUUGGUACCAUGUUGGUCUGGAGCGAGUUAAUAACAUCACACGCCAUUAGAGUGCAGACUCCACCCCGGCAUAUCCCUGGAGUAGUGGAGGUGACUUUGUCUUACAAGUCGAAGCAGUUCUGCAAGGGAGCUCCAGGCAGGUUUGUCUAUACAGCAUUAACAGAACCCACCAUUGACUACGGCUUUCAGAGGUUGAUGAAACUCGUCCCUCGACAUCCGGGUGAUCCUGAUCGAUUACCUAAAGAGAUCAUACUCAAAAGGGCAGCAGAUCUAGCAGAAGCCUUAUACAGCAUGCCCAGAAACCCCAACCAGCUAUCCUUGUCUAGCUCCCGGUCCCCCGCCAUGAACAAUUCAGCAAUGUCCGGCUUCAACGCCUACCCGAGCCAACUGGCUGUCAGCGUUGGUGAUUCCGGUGUCAACACACAAUGGGACGACGGGUACACUCGAUCCCAGAGUUCUAGUGUGUCCCCGCGGGGCUAUGGCUCCAACGGAUCCACCCCACACAGCGUCAAUGGCGGGUACGGGACCUCGUCUAUGAAUGGGUAUCAUGGUGGACCAGGACCUCUAGGGAAUAUGGGACUUGAUCAUUUUCUUAGAGAUGAGGCAAGCCGAAUUGGAGCAG
Molecule: messenger RNA, 1128 nt
Organism: Candidula unifasciata
Lineage: Eukaryota; Metazoa; Mollusca; Gastropoda; Stylommatophora; Geomitridae
Source: the annotation of a GenBank genome assembly